UCGAUAGAGCCGAGAGGGGGAGUCAGUGGUGAUCUUGGACUCGUGAGAGCAGGAUGUGUCAGCCGGGCUUCUCUGGCCUUCUCUCUUGCACCCGACUCUCGUGGUGACCGGGGUGAUAGUGAGUGAUAGUGAGGCUCGGGAAAUGUGUGAGUGGUGAAGGUAGUGAGGCCAGGCGGGCCAAGCAUGACACUGUCAGAGCUCGGCGUCUGUGUGUCCGCUGCGCCCAACAGCAAACGCGCUGCUUCCGCCCCGCUGCCACCCGUCCAUACUCAGGAGCUGUAUGAUGUGAGGAGCGUUCCCGCGCCACCCAUGGAGCGAUGCGCGUCCCACACGUCCACCUUCUCCUUCAGUCAGGACAUAUGCAGGAUCUGCCACUGCGAAGGAGACGCCGACUCGCCCCUCAUCGCACCAUGCUACUGCGCGGGCUCCCUCCGCUACGUGCAUCAGUCAUGUCUGCAACAGUGGAUCAAGUCCUCCGACACCAAGUCAUGCGAGCUGUGCAAGUUCAGCUUCAUCAUGCACUCCAAGAUCAAGCCCUUCAACAAGUGGGAGAAGUUGGACAUGAACGGAAUGGAGAGAAGAAAGAUAGCUUGCUCGGUGACCUUCCACGUGGUGGCCAUAACGUGCGUUGUCUGGUCGCUCUACGUGCUCAUUGAAAGGACGACUGAGGAGGUGCAGGAGGGCUCUCUGGAAUGGCCUUUUUGGACCAAGCUGAUUGUGGUGGCCAUCGGUUUCACAGGCGGACUCGUGUUUAUGUACGUGCAAUGCAAGAUGUACGUGCAACUGUGCAAGAGAUGGCGUGCCUUCAACAGGGUCAUAUAUGUUCAAAACGCGCCUGAGAAGGUGCCCCUGAGCGAGCGUGACCGCACAGAGUUCCAACGGGAGGCUGGCCAACAGUGUGACAACGGAGGCGGCGUCGGCGGCGGAGGAGGCGGUGGAGGAGGCGGUGGAGGCGGUGGAGGAGGAGGAGGGGGAGGAGGCGGCGGCGGAGGAGGAGGAGGAGGGGGCGGCGGAGGGGGCGGAGGAGUUGGCUAUGGCAUCGGGAAGGACAACUGUAGCGAGUCCCACGAGGCGGACAAAUCCCUCAUGGGUGUGUCCAUCAUCACAGGCGCUGCCCCCCACGAUCUAACUCCUACUACCACCACUACCCUGUCUACCACUCCUUUCAGUACCAACACAUCUAUCACAACCACAACUAUUGCCACCACAAAUUCCACCAUCACAGCCACUAGUCCCCCUGGUGCUGUGUGGACAGACGCCCCCUCGUCACCUCUGGAUUCACAGCUGGCCUUCAGUACAGGAGUGUUGUCCGGGAUGCGUCGGUCUCGGACCAGCCCCCACCAGACCACGGCGUUCGUGACGAAGGGCCCGAGCGAGCCCCGGCCCGCCACGAGGGACGCCCUGGCCGCAGUGGACGCGCCCUUCGUGCCAGAGGGCCGGUGCAACCACGGGAGCAUGGAAGAACUCUCUAGCCAAGCGCUGGUCCAGGGCGAGUUCCAGCCGUUCAGAAAAUCCAGUUCAUAUAGUGUGUGCCUAGAGAAAGGUGUGGAGCGAUCUCUGGUGGGCGGGGCAGCGCCACACCCAGAGACUCACCCUGAAAGUGUGGGGCAAAGUCGAGGUCCUCACGGCGCGUCCCAUCCCUGGAGAGGAGACGCGUCGAGAGUCGAACCGCGCAUGAUUCAUACACCAAAUCUGAAUCUUCAGGUCAGGACUGAGAGUGAUGUAGACACCCAAGUGGAAACACUGCACCUAGAUAAUAUGUGAUACUUAACACUUAAUGUUGAACUUUGAUAAAUGGCUUCUGCUAGUAUUAGGCAUCCAUGGUUAUAGGCUACGAAAUGCUUUAGAUUAUCAUUAUUUUUUUCGGGGGUCAUUUGCAUUUGUGGCCGUGAGGAUGGUCUGUGAAUUCGUAUAUAAUCAAAAUGUUUUUUUUUUCUAAUGAAUAUUGAUCAACAUAGGGAAUUUUAUUUUUCAACAAUGGGCUACAUUUUGAAGUAUCUGCGAGCAAGGUCGGGUACCGGUUCUUUGAAUGGUAACUUUUGGUUUCAUUUUUUUUUGUGGAGAACUCAAGCAAUUUCAUCAUGUGCUUUGAAAAUGUACUUGUUUAUCUCAAUUACGUUGGUCAGGUAUCAUUUUAGCCUUCUUCCAUGUAUUUUUUUUUAAUGACUUCCUUAAGAAAUAUGUGCCCAUCGCGGUUAUAAUUUGGAGAUAUAUCGAUUUAAUAUAUGUACAAAAGCAAUCUCUUGAGAAGCUAUUGUAUAGUAAGUCGCUUGUUUACCGAAGAAGAUCGAGCAAAGAAAAUGUGAUAUUCAAGCCUGAAAUUCACAAAGUCGUUAUUAUUUUCAACAUUUCGCUCAUUUCAUAUCAUUUGUGACACUCCUCAAAAUCUUGUAUAAGCUAGCGCAUUCAAAGUAAUAACGUGUCAAAUUGGGAGAAAAUACAGAAACAGUUCGUACAUUUAAAAAAAAAAGGGGGCGAAACAAUAUUGGAUAUCGUUGGUAAAAUUAGUGUCUGUUCUUACUGUUCUUACUGGAUUGUGUCUGUAUUUUCUUCAGCCUGAAUUUUCGCCAUCAAUUUUAGAUAAAAUUCGAGUGAAGAAUGAAAGAGUUCCUACCUGUGGAUGAAUGUCUUGUAUCCCAGUUCAAAUUUCGCCGAUACUCUUGUUUCUAUUUUCUCUAUCGAAAGGAAACGGACAUUAGAAAGAUUGGGACAUCCUGUCAAAAAAUGUCGAUGGCUUUGUUUUGCAUCCUUUUGCUAUAAAAGAAGAGAGAGAAUGUGUUUAGAGCAAAGUUUCUUGAAAAGGAAAGAGGGGUCUAAAGAAUUCAGAUGGUGAACUGAAGUGCAUAUAUCUCCUUUGCCAUAAUUGGUCUAAAAGAUACACGGGAAAUCAAAGUUAAUACAGUUUCACAAAAAAAAAAAAAAAAUUGAAAAAUGAUUACCAGAACCAUAAGCCAUAGCAAUAUAUAUAUAUAUAUAUAUAUAUAUAUAUAUAUAUAUAUAUAUAUAUGUAUGUAUGUAUGUAUGUAUGUAUGUAUGUAUGUAUGUAUGUAUACACACAACAUGCAUUUUUUCCGCAGAGUACAUGCAAAUUUGUAAAAAAAUCUUCCAUGUGCGACUGAUGGCUUCGCCGACGUUGUUCUUAACCAGUUGUGUGAUAUUUCCCGGUAGCGCUCAAAGUUGCUAUAGAUAUGAAAAGAGAGAAAAUGAGGUGGGGGAAGAAAGAGAGAGAGAGAGAGAGAGAGAGAGAGAGAGAGAGAGAGAGAGAGAGAGAGAGAGAGAGAGAGAGAGAGAGAGAGAGAGAGAGAGAGUAGAGAAAUGUAUUUAUUAUUUCUACAAAUGAUGUAUCCGCCCAAGCAUUGUGCGUGUUCUUUACAAUCGAUGUCGUCAUUGUGUCACACUGGGAAAGAAAUGUUACAAAAAAAUGGAGAAAAAAAAUAAUAGAGUCAAAGAGAGAUAGUGAGAUGAAGGAAAAAAGCCUUAUGGUGACCUGAUAUAGCGUGUGGAGCCUGGCUGAUCCUGAACAAACAAGGCAAGACAAUGCUAUGUACAGCUUCUUUUUUGUUAUUACCUGUGUGUUGGAAUCAUUGUUUUCGAAUGCUGCAGGCAAAGUUGUCAAGUACAAUUUGAUUCAGUGUAUCUAUUUUAACCUAAAUGAUUUCAUUGAUAUUCAUAUCAUCGCUUGUGUGUGCG
Molecule: messenger RNA, 3690 nt
Organism: Penaeus chinensis
Lineage: Eukaryota; Metazoa; Arthropoda; Malacostraca; Decapoda; Penaeidae
Exons: 7
Coding region: 184-1764 (526 amino acids)
Biological process (GO): protein polyubiquitination; immune response; antigen processing and presentation of peptide antigen via MHC class II
Cellular component (GO): lysosome; early endosome membrane; late endosome membrane
Molecular function (GO): zinc ion binding; MHC protein binding; ubiquitin protein ligase activity
Source: RefSeq, a predicted model, not a curated record